GGGCGGAAGAGGGGGUGGAGUGAAGGGAACCCCGAGCUUGGCGCUCGCUGCCCCUCUCUCCCCGCUCGUGAGGACUCGGAGGCUUCCAGCUGGGACCGGAGGCUUGGGGGACCAUGUGGAACGCCAAUGCCGGGCAGCUGGGGCCAAAUCCAUACCCUCCCAACAUCAUGUACCCUGGAGGUGCCAACCCUGCCCAUCCACCACCUGUGAACCCUGCCUGCCCACCAGGCCCCUUUCCCACUGCCCCUGGAGUGCCCCAGGGGAACCCAGCUGUUGCCCCUCAACCUGUACCACAACCAGGGUAUCCGGGAUAUCAGCCCCCAGGGCUCUACCCACCUCCUGGCCCCUACCCUCCUCCAUACCCACCACCUGUUCCUGGGAUGCCUCCUGUGAAUCCCUUGGCUCCUGGCAUGGUAGGACCAGAAAUGGUGAAGGACAAGAAAGUUCUGAAGAAAAUGAAGAAAACCCAUAAAAAGAUGCAGAAGAAACAAAAGCAAGGCAAGGAGACAGAGGACACGGAGGACGAGGUCAUCUUGGAAGAGUCUGACCCCAGCCCUGUGGUGAAAGAGACGCAAGGGGAGGAGGAGGAAAAGAAGGAGCCACCUGGUCCUGUGGUCGUUGAUUCCGCUCCCACCAUGGACAUGAUAGCUGCAUCCUUAAGAAAGACAUCUCGCAAAAAGGAAAGAAGGGCCCGACAUCCACCACCUGUCCCUCCUUCAUGGGGGCAGGUGAAACUGCUGACCCAGCGGGCCGAAAAAGUGUUAGCCAACACUGGCAAGCCAGUGACCCCAGAAAACUUGUUUCUGGCCAUAGUUGCCGUUGUUACUGCAGCUUCUGGGGUAGGUGCCCACCACACAUAUUGGACCUGUAUUUUUCCACUCGCUCCUGUUAGAAAUUGUCGCAUGGACCCCACCCAGCCCCUAUCAUAUUUGUAAACGAUUCUGUGUGGACCCCAGGUCCUUGCGGAAACGGGUUAGCUAGGCACCCACAGGGAGAGGGACAGUGUUGUAAUUUCACUCUACAUUUGGCGGUAUUGCCGUUAUGUGUGAGUGCCAGCUCCAGGUGCUCGAAACCAAACUGGGAGCUUGGGAGUAACUGGCUGGGAAUCGAGAACGACCACGGGUUUUAUAUGAUAGCGGGACGUGGAAAUCCAGUCACCACAGGAGGAGGGCAGGGGCAGGAAGAAACCUGUGCAGUUAUGAGUCAUCAAAGCCACUGGGCUCAAGUGCCAUGGGCUGUGCAGGAAAGUGUCCAUAAGUGACACUUCACUAUCAUUGACUGGGGGCCCCAUGGGAUGUUUUUAACCAGUUUUGAAGAAUUCAAUUCUCCCCCAUGCGACUAUCAAACUUCUUUAUGGUGUUAAUGCCACCUGUCCACAGCUGAUGGUAUGGCAUGAGGGAGGCCUUGUGCCUCCUUGUCCCUGCUUAUGAACAUCUAGGGUGGGACUUAGGGAAAACAUCUCCAGCCACAAAACCUAUGGCAGGAGAUGCAGGGGAUUUGCAGCCAGUCUAGUUCCACCUAUCAUUCUAGUAGCCACACCUUGUGUGUAACCCUUUCUGAAGACCGAAUUCUCAUUUUGAAAAGCUGACUGGGGCCAUGAGUUCUAGUGCAGAUAGGAAGGCAGUCCAGAAACCUGUCCUGUUGCAGAUAGUAUACGAAAUGUUUUUUAAAAAAGACCUCACUGGUUUGUAGGGAUGGUAACUGCUGCCAUCCUGGGACUGGGACGGCACAGCCAUUGCUACCGCUGUUGUUGGAGGGGCACUAUAGGAGUUCAUCAAAAUAACAUUUUGUGUAGAAAUAGCAAGCUGAUUCCCAUCAGCUUUGGGCCACUCAGGCAAAUGUGGACUACGGAUUAAAUGGGAACAUCUCCUUAGAUAUUGAACAACGGAAGAGAUUUCCAGUGCCUUUAGAAAUGGAUUAAAAACAUCGCCUGGCACUGGCAUGGUUCAGCAGUUGGUGGUCUCCAGGGACUUGACCCUCGGGCCAGGGUCCAGAGGUUUACGCAUGGGGUGGGUUCUGGUUUGGCUGUGUCACUUACUGUAGUUUUAUCUUUGCAGCAAUCUGGUAUUACUAAAGAAGGUGCCAACGGAUAGAGCAGUCCUGUCGCACCUGUAGCCCAUAAAACAGCUGAAGGGGGACGUGUGGGGAACUGAGGACCUGCAAGGAAGUACACAGGGCCUGCCUCCAGCACUCGUGACCACGGGGCUCGGCAUGCCAGCCCUAGUGAGAGGCAUGCCUCCACAGUCCGAGACAUGGAAAGCACUUCAAUGUACAGAUGUUUCUCCACCAUACAUCUACCCCCCCAGAAAUGCUAACACAAAGCUGUCUCCUACAGGUGCCUGGCUCCUCCCUCCCCACAUAUACAGCUAAGAGAUGCUCAUCUCUAAGAGCAGUCAUUCUCUUUGUCCCUUAUUCUUAAGGAGCAAUUCACACCUCUUAUCUCGUGCAUGCGUGGUACUCCCUUUGAAGUGUUCCUGUUGAGGGUUUGGGUUUUUCGAGGUGAGCACAUUGCCCAUUUGAAUGAUGUGUAUGUAUAACAAGAGGCUUGCAGGCCCCACAUACUAUAAAUACCUGUUGUUGAAUAAACUCUGGACUCUUGUCCCACUUCUCUCUUCUCAAA
This is a messenger RNA of Echinops telfairi (small Madagascar hedgehog), 2620 nucleotides long. It is a transcript of the gene PRR13, whose product is annotated as proline rich 13. The transcript is spliced from 4 exons. NCBI's taxonomy places the organism in Eukaryota, Metazoa, Chordata, Mammalia, Afrosoricida, Tenrecidae. The coding region runs from base 114 to 935 and encodes 273 amino acids. The record is from RefSeq and is a predicted model, not a curated record. Gene Ontology annotation, cellular component: nucleoplasm.